Molecule: messenger RNA, 2159 nt
Organism: Penicillium crustosum
Lineage: Eukaryota; Fungi; Ascomycota; Eurotiomycetes; Eurotiales; Aspergillaceae
Gene: psrA
Product: putative general stress response phosphoprotein phosphatase Psr1/2
Exons: 6
Coding region: 1-1620 (539 amino acids)
Cellular component (GO): plasma membrane
Molecular function (GO): phosphoprotein phosphatase activity
Source: RefSeq, a predicted model, not a curated record
AUGAGUGGAGAGAGCACCGCGCGAGAUUCAGCUCCGGAAUCCGCAAACAAAGCACCUAUGAAUACCUCUGGCCUCACGGGCUCAGCCAUUCCUGAGCCCGCGCAGGGUAGUGGUGCCGAUGCGACCGACAUCCAGGACACAACCUCUGUCGCACCUUCCGACCUGGCCUCCUCUUCCACUGCACCGGUGGAGAGUACGACGGCCGUUGCUGAAAGCACCACCGCACCGAAGAAACGCCAUUUGUUGAUUCCGAUCCCAUCCCGACGAUCCUCGAGAACAAGCAAACAACAGGGGUCGGAAAAGACCGAGGAGGCAGCGCAAGAUGAGCCUUCUCGACGGAGUUCCAAAGUGAGCAUCCUGCGGUCGAAACGGGAUCACAGCCGGGCAAGUAGCCGCCGGUCGCGCCAGACUCAGAACGGAGGGAAUGCGGAGGAGAGUAAAGAGGCGACGACCAUGCCCGAGGACACUUCCCCAAAGCCUCAACAGAAGAAAAAUCCGUCUAAGUUCCUGGCUUUCUUGGGCUGUUGCUCCUCUUCCGAAGUUGAUGCAGAUGACACUGCUCUGCCUGCAAAGAAAACAACCAUGCGGCCACCUGCUUCCAACAGGCUGCCUACCCCAGACAAGGCGGAGGCUCCUACUGGUGACUCGAGCACUGUAGAAUCAGGGGAGCCAUACUUGGAUGAAAAGGCACACUCCACAGUCAGCGCGGAUCAGCCUGGCGAAGAGGACCGCAAUGUCAAGCCUGCCACGGCCAGCGUGCAAGCGGAUGGUCCUUCUGCUGAUGCCAAACAGCCAGAAGUCUCAGGCCAGAAAGAUCAAACUAGAUCAGUACCUGAAGUGAACGCAGACGCAAACACUCAGGAUCGGGAGGGUCAAUCAACUUCCCCCGCUGAGGAACUUCCUUCUGCAUCAACGGCAACCAUUCAGAAAGAUUUUGGCACUGACGGGCAAGAAGAAGUCACAUCUCACCAAGAAAUGAAACUCCCCGUGGUUAUUCCUCCGCCGCCACCACCGCUGCCACCGGCACCCCCGGCUCCUCCUGCUCGAGGCUAUGAAGACUCAGCGCAUCCUUUGCUCCCUGCGCCUUUGCCCCACUUAAGUGGCCGAAAGUGCUUGGUUCUCGACCUCGAUGAAACACUGGUUCACAGCAGCUUCAAGGUUUUGGAGCGUGCCGACUUCACCAUUCCAGUUGAGAUCGAAGGUCAAUAUCACAACAUCUAUGUGAUCAAACGUCCUGGUGUGGAUGCAUUCAUGAAGCGUGUUGGUGAGCUUUACGAAGUGGUGGUAUUCACUGCCUCAGUUUCAAAGUAUGGCGACCCUUUGCUCGACCAACUGGAUAUCCACAACGUGGUUCAUCACCGCCUAUUCCGAGAGAGUUGUUAUAACCACCAGGGGAACUACGUCAAAGAUCUUUCACAAGUCGGUCGAGACUUGAAGGAAACAAUCAUCAUUGAUAAUUCCCCUACAUCCUACAUCUUCCACCCUGAGCACGCGAUUCCCAUCAGUAGCUGGUUCUCUGACGCUCAUGACAAUGAGUUGCUCGACCUCAUCCCUGUUCUCGAGGAUCUCGCAGGGGCCCAGGUCCAAGAUGUCAGUAUGGUCCUGGACUGCGCCCUGUAGAUGCCUCGAUGGGAUCCUUCUUACGCCUGAGAUAUCCCUUUUGAGCGAAUUGUUUUCUUUUCUACGCGAGAAAAGCCCUUUCCUUUUGCAUUCCUCCAGCAUUGCUGCCAUUGAUGGGCAGUCGCCCUAUUUCCUACUACAGAUUCGAUUCCCCUUCUCGACGACCGAAUAUGGACCCAGAUGGAACUGGUAUCCUACUGGGUUAAGGUCCCGUCCCCCCUGCAUUUGUUGUCGUUCUUGGAUAGCACAUUAACCUGACCAUCUUCGACCUUCUGCAUUGCAAUUUGACUUUGUAUCUCACUACGCUCCGAGCGAGCCCAUUCCCCAUUAUUUCUUUCUCUUUUUCUCCCCCUGUGCUUUACCAACACCCCCUCAUGUCCUGAUCUUCCCUUUUUGUGUAUUCUCUCCCUAUCCCAACACCCAACAAGUCCGCUUUUUAUGCAUUCUGCAGGCGUCUCUUGGUUAUCAUGCCCCCGCUGUAUCCCCCCUAUGUUAUUUCUUUUCUCAUUUCUGCCUUGCUACACGGCCUUACUGCCUUG